AGGAAAGCGAGGAAGCAAGAGGAAGAGAAGAGGAAACAAGAGAAAGAGCUGGAGAGAAUUAUUUUAACACUUGGGAAACUGGACAAGGAAACUGGAGAAGUCUUGCCCCACAGUUUAUCACAAAUCUUUCAGAUCUGAAAAAAUCCAUAGGCGUUUCUGUCCAUCUUCCACUGUGAGAAGAGAACUCAGCGCUAUGGGUCAGAAAGGAUGUGUAGCUGUCAAGAAACCUCACUGAGAAAACAAAUGAAGAAUAACAAGAAAAGAACAUUUGUAAAUGACACAAAGAUGCUCCCAGUGUUCUCAGAACAAUGGACUGACCACCCCAGAGUCCAGGGCCCAACAUCAUUAUAUGCCUUUAAGAUGAUUUGGACUGUGAGAAACAGAAAAUUCAACCAACUUCUAAGACUGAACUUCGGAGGCGUGGAAAAAACACCCCUCCAGAUUUUUGUUAAAACUGAAAGCAAGUCUAUGAAAUAGGAUUACAGUUUUAGAGGCUUUUAUGUAAUUUUCAGUUCAUUAUAUAUCUUCUGCUUUCCUAUGACUAAAAAAUGAAUAACCUGUACUUAAUGGCUGUUUUAAGUGAAAAAUAACCCUUGUGUGGUGUUUAUGUUUGUUACUCGGUGGUCUGGGGGAGAAGUCUGGUUCCAUUGACUUACAUUAAAAGUAUAGUAGGUUUUUGCCUUCUCCUGUAAAGUUACCAUUUUGGCAAUAUGGGGUUUUCUUCCAACAACAACGAUGUUAUAUUAGUAAAAUACUUCUUUAAUGUAUAAUUGAUGUAGGCAUUUGAGUCAAGCUUUUCUCAGUUUCUCAAUGGCACCCGCACACACCCAGCUUAACCGUUCCUUAAAUUUCAGGGAGCUGAUGAUUCCACCACACUUGAUCCAUACACUGAGCUCAUGGCCCUCCUCCCCAGACAGACCCCGCCCCACUCUCUGGUUUCCCCUGGCAACGUUCAUUCCACACCUUCCUCUCAGGGUUCUCCCGUUACCCAGAAUCCCCUGCUGUCUGCACUGCUCUUCUCUAAGAAGCUGCCCGCUGAGGAAGAGAAAGCUUCUAUUGAGGUCUUGCCGUUGCCUGAUCUGCAGCCUUAUUUGGAUCUCUUGGAGGCUCAUGUUCCUGAAAGUCCAUGUGAGUUGCUGGAGGAGAACACGGAAACAGCCAUGGUUUCUGGCCCACAUCCACUCCUAAAUGUGCACUCUGGCCCUGCUGAGACGAUCCAAACCUACACAUGCGCAAUUUCUGAUACCAGUGAAGGAUCUCCACCAUUAGAACAAAUACUUCCAGAAUCAACUGAACUCGAACAAACCUUUAGUGAACCAAAAGACCUCACAGAAUCCUUCCUAGACACAAUUAUGAGAGCAAGUCCACCUGACAACCUAAACCAGAUGAGUUUAGGACAAUGUGAGCUCAGACACAAUCAGAAUUGUUUGCACAUACAAACAGAAAUGCACCCAGAGCAUGCAAACACAACAGCACCUGAACAUUCGCUAUGUCAACACAAGCUCAUACCAAACGACUCAUCAUAUGUCACAGACGAUAUGAUAUUGUUCAGCCUUGAAAGCUCCAGAGUGCCCAUAGAUCUAGACAUGUCCCUAUAUGGAGAGUUUAGCACCAGCCAAUCGGAGGAUAGUGUCUGUGUCCAGUCAGAUCACAAAGAGCUGCUGGAUGUGCCUGUCCUAUCAGAAUUGGUGGAUCUGCAAUCUCCACUUUUCCCCCCAUCUGAAACAGACAUCAGUCUACAACAGUCAACACAGGAUGAUUCACCCCCAAAAACAGUCUCUGACCAAUCUGAGCAUUCAACUGAGGUCAAUCACAUGAGUCCUUCAUUUGAAACAGCCUUCCAGUCACAACAGGGUCACCACAGCUGGAGCCUAUGCCGUGAUGAACAACGCGCUCAGACCUUAAACCUUCCACUCAGUGUGGAAGACAUCACCAGCAUGUCGGUGGACGCCUUUAACGAGGCCAUCAGCACUCACAAGCUCAGUGAAAGGCAGCUCAGCCUCAUGAGGGACAUCCGCAGGCGUGGCAAGAACAAGAUAGCUGCUCAGAGCUGCCGCAAAAGGAAACUGGACAGCCUGGUGGACCUGCAGGCUGAAGUGGAGGCGCUCCGAGAGGAGAGCCAGCGAAGGCUGAGCGAGAGAGAGAGGAAUGCCGCAGCUCUGUGUGAGACCAGAGAAAAACUCAGCAAGCUAUACGACAAGGUUUUCUCUAAGCUGAGGGACGAGCAUGGAAAUCCUUACAGCUCAAAAGAAUAUAAGCUGCAGUACAGCACUGAUGGACAAGUCUUCCUGCUGCCCAGUACACCACACAUGAAGAAACGCACAGGAGUACACGCUACAGUCACGCACGAAGGGGAGGACCUGUCUGCUGCCAUGUAACAUACAUGAAGAAAUGCUUGUGAAUUCACCCUACAGUACAGCACUAAUGGGAAAAGUGCAUAACUUAAUGAACAGGGUUAUGUCUAGCUAUAAGCACCGUAAGCUGUUUGCUUAGAGGCCCCUUAAAAAUUUUCAGUGCCACACACUUACAGCACUGUGCAAAAGUCAGAGACCACUGCUCAUUUAUUCACUUUCUAGGAGAUUACAUAUAAAAUAAUCCACUUGCAUGAGGAAAAGGGGUACGUCAAAGGAAAAUAAGUGGAAAAAUGUGAAAUGCAGAGAAAAUGAGACUCAUAACUGCGUGAAACCUGGGAGACCGCCAAAACUGUUGUCAUCAGAAUCAGUACUUAAAGAAAUCUGCCGGAAAAUUUCAAAAAUCUCCAAAGUUCAGUAUUAGAAGUUGCCUGAAGUUUCUGCUUCAUAUGAUCCAUGAUGUUGAGGUCUGAAUGGCUUAUCUCUCAAAGAUAAAGCUUGACGUACUGUUUAUCUGAUGGUGACAGUUUUGGUGGUCUACCAGGUCUUGCGUGGAUGUUCGGUAUAGCUAUUAAUGAUUCCAGUUUUGGAAGCUCACUGAUUUUCCUUCAGAUUUUCCUGUAUGCACAUGGAGCAUCUAAUCUCUUAAGAAAUAUCUCUUGACGAAUGAAUAACUUGAACUUAAUGCCUGCAGAUUAAAUAAAAGGCAGCCUCUGACUUUUUGCACAGUGCUGUAUGUUGAAGGCGUGGUCCGGACUAGUAAAUAUAGUUAUAUAAUUCAGCUAUGAGCUUCCAGUUGAACACCAAGUUGGUUGAGACGUUGCAGUUUCAUUGUAUUAUUUUGAAUGUAAUUUUUGGAAGAAAGUGUUACUUUUUUUUUUCUUUUUUUGUCACUUUUGUCCAUAAUAUCCUGCUUAAGCCUCUGGUCAGAUAGGAUCAGGACAUGCCUAGAAUAGUUUCUAGAACAGUUCUGUACUAAUGGGAGAACUUAUGUACUGCCUAUCCCACACAUGAUCAAACAAACAUAGACCUGUACAAUCACUCAAGAUAAUAUGUACAUGCAAACCUACACGCUGCAGACAACGCAGAUUGUAUAUAUACUAUACCUAUAUAUCGCACAUGCAUACACCUACUUAUUACAGACAUGAUUAGCCUAGCCUACCUAUUGCCACACCAAAUUUACCUGAUGCAAUCACUUUGAAACUUUAAAUAAUAGCAUAUUAUACUGAGUAAAAAUGACAAAAAGGAGUUUCCAAAAUUGUGGAUAAAAAAUUAUUAAUAGAUAAAUCUUCAUGUUUUUGUCCAUCAUAAAAGAAUUUUCCCUUUCAAGAUGCCUUUACUGUAAAAAAAACUGCAAAUGACAUAAAGAAGCUGCUAUUGUUCUCAGAACAAUGGACUGACCACCCUAGAGUCCAGACCUCAACGGUACUGAAUGUGUUUGGAAUGAACAGCAUCGUGAGAAGCAGAAAAUGCAAAUAACUUCUAAGACUGAACUUAGGAGUGGAAAAAAUAUCCCAGCUGAUUUCUUUGAAAAAGCAAGUCUUUGAAAAAGAACGGGAGGAUGUUGUAUUUGUUUUUCUAUGCAGUUUUCACAUAUGAAUAUGUCAUUCUGCUUUCCUCCUGAUUCUUAAAAAUGAAUAACGUGUAUUUGUUGGCUGUUUUGACUGGAAAUGAAAUGAAUGGAGGGUGGUCUCUGACUAUAGUGUAGGAGGGUACAAGCACCUGCUUGUAUGAGAAGGAUUACACAUCCCUUUCUUAUGGACAAUGUGCACAAACAUGUGUGUACGUUCCCUCUUUCUACACAGUGGCAGAAAAAACAUGCAAUAGCUUACACGAACACACCCACUUGAAUACACAAAGACAAGGAAUGUGCUUUACACCUGCAUAUGACAUAACAGCGUAUAGCAAUGAAGGGUGUGGGCUUGCGUGGGACAGAGCCAGU
Pygocentrus nattereri (red-bellied piranha) is the source of this 4293-nucleotide messenger RNA. It is a transcript of the gene nfe2l2b, whose product is annotated as nuclear factor, erythroid 2-like 2b. The coding region runs from base 897 to 2378 and encodes 493 amino acids. The record is from RefSeq and is a predicted model, not a curated record. The transcript is spliced from 4 exons. Gene Ontology annotation, cellular component: nucleus. Gene Ontology annotation, biological process: cellular response to oxidative stress; regulation of transcription by RNA polymerase II. Lineage: Eukaryota; Metazoa; Chordata; Actinopteri; Characiformes; Serrasalmidae. Gene Ontology annotation, molecular function: RNA polymerase II cis-regulatory region sequence-specific DNA binding; DNA-binding transcription factor activity, RNA polymerase II-specific.